This is a messenger RNA of Anolis sagrei ordinatus, 3379 nucleotides long. Lineage: Eukaryota; Metazoa; Chordata; Lepidosauria; Squamata; Anolidae. The record is from RefSeq and is a predicted model, not a curated record.
GCGGCGGAGGCGGCGGCGGCUGGAUGGGCUGCAUCGGCGGCCAUGGGGGAGCAGCUCAGCACGGCCAGCAGCCCUCCGGAGCCCCCUCUCCCUCCGGCCGAGGGACCCCAGCCUCCGCCGAGGAGCGCCUCCGCUGAGUCCACCGCCGCCGCCGCCGAAGAGGCGCCCCCUUUGGCGGCGGAAGGGGCCAACAGCAACAGCAGCAGCAGCAGCAGCACCCGCCGCCUCCCGGCUCGCAGGCCCGGCGUCUACUGCACCGUCUACUGCGUGGAGGGCGAGCUUCAGCCCGGCGGAGGAGGAGGAGGAGAGGCGUCGGCCGAGCAGCCCUCCCCGCCUGCCUCCGCCUCGCCGCCUCCGCCAAGCCAUGGCGGCCCCGGAGAGAACAACAACAGCAGCAGCAGCAGCAGCAACGGGGGGCUGGAGGUGGUGGACCUCUACCUGCUCCCGGAGCCCUUCUCGGGGCUGCUCGCGGCGGACUUCGGCCCCCUCCUGGUCCUCACCUGCCGCGUCUGCCUGGAGGAGAAGCCCCUCAAGCCGCUGCCCUGCUGCAAGAAGCCCGUCUGCGAGGAGUGCCUCAAGCGCUACCUCAGCUCCCAGGUGCAGGUGGGGCAAGCAGACAUCCCGUGCCCAAUAACCGAGUGCAGUGAACAUCUGGAUGAAACAAUGGUCCUCUUCAACCUGCCACAUGAUGACAUUAUCAAAUAUAAGUACUUCCUGGAACUUGGCCGUAUCGGCUCGAGCACCAAGCCAUGCCCCCAAUGCAAGCACUUUACAACCUUCCGGAAAAGAGGCCACAUUCCAACCCCUACCAAAAUGGAGAACAAGUACAAAAUCCAGUGUCCAACCUGUCAAUUCACAUGGUGUUUUAAGUGCCACUCUCCCUGGCAUGAAGGUAUUAACUGCAAAGAAUACAAAAAGGGAGACAAGCUGUUACGUCACUGGGCUGGUGAAAUUGAACACGGACAAAGAAAUGCUCAAAAGUGUCCAAAAUGCAAGAUUCAUAUCCAGAGGACAGAGGGAUGUGACCACAUGACUUGCUCUCAGUGUAACACUAAUUUCUGUUAUCGCUGUGGGGAAAGAUACCGCCAGCUCCGUUUCUUUGGAGAUCAUACGUCAAACCUCAGUAUAUUUGGAUGCAAAUACCGCUACCUCCCCGAGAGACCACAUUUGAGGAGAUUCGUGAGAGGCUCUGUCUGUGGUGGGAAGUUGCUGAUUGCACCAUUGAUACUGGUUUUGGGACUAAUAAUGGGAGCCAUAGCUGUUAUAGUAGGUUUUUUUGUGUUGCCUAUCUAUUGCCUUUGUAAAAAGAAGAGGAAAAGACCACGGACAGAAAUGCCUUGGUAUGAGUGAACAGUUGUGUGUCUGAAGGGAGCUGGUCCUGCAAGGCUUAAGCAAGGAUGUGCAACAUGGCAAUAUUGGGCUGGUUAACUGUCCUGAAGCUGCAGCCCUGGCAGACAAUCAGGAGGGAUCCACCACAUUCCUUCUGCACCAUACACUACUUGAGAUAGGCCAGAUUGCUUUUAUGCUCUGGUGCCUCAGAAAAACGGAGGUUUCUAAAUACGUUUAUUUUUUUAAAAACCUGCACCGCAAGGUUUAGAUCAAUUUUUAUUUUCUUGGACAGUCUGUAUCUACACUGUGCCUGCAUAUCUACUGAUGAGCCGAUGAAAGAAACAUUUAGUUUGGUAACAUAUUUUUUUAGUUACUGACCUAAUUCUAGGCCUUUUGGGGGGAAAAUAUCUAGAUUCAAAGUGAGUGAAGAUUAUUUUCUUUAUUUUAGAGUUUGGUUCCAUAGACGACAUCCUGUCAGGUGCUGAAUUCAGUAGUUAAUUAUUUUAUAUAUGCAACUUGGUCUAUGAAUCAUGAAUCAUGUGUGUUAGUAGCUCUUGCUAAUCCCAAUACUUUAAAGGGAAUAUGAUGGGAAAUGAUUAGAGAAAUAGAGAUUCCAGUUGAUUUUUGAAGUGACUGAGAUUAAUACUUUUUAAAGCCUUGGGAGAACACGUAUGCCAUUUCAGUAGUUUUGAAUUGUGCAAGCAAUUUAGUGAAAAUAACUUUUCAUUCUGUUUAAUUUUCAAAUACAUUCAGGUGAGAUAGGGAAAAGAGAUAACAAACUGCCUUCAGUUCUGGAAUCUGACAUACAAGCACUAUUUGGUGAAAAUACACAUGAUAGGCUAGUAAUUUAAUAUUGGAAUCUGCCAUAGCAACUAUGAAUGCGGCCAAAAUCAAAUAUAAAAAACCUAGAAAACUGUGCAUUUCUUGCCGGUAUAUUUUGAACUUUAUAGUGCAGUGUGGUUGGUAAAAUAGCCGUUGAUACUAGAGCUGUCUAGAAAUAUACUAUAUUCAUGCAUCAUUUUCAGUCUUUUCCCAGGAAAAUCUAUAUCUAUACCUCCGGAUAUUAAUGUAAGGCCAGAUGAAACUCAGGGCCAGAUAGCAAUUUCCUUCAUACAGUAAGAAACUGCGCACUUGUCCUUGUGUGUAGCUUUUUUUGGAAAAAUUCUUGAUUUUUGCCCAAAACAUUGGAAUGUUCAUGAAUGCUGGAUAAACAGCAGACUCUUUGUACAUGCGUUAUCCCAGCAUCCUCAGUUUUCUAUAUAUGGGUCUUCUACUUUUUUUGUAAAGUUUGUUAUUGAAUAUUGGAAUUGGCCCAUAUGUGCAAACAUAUUACAUAUAAGCAAUCGAAUUGCCAUUGGUGAAAUUGUAUGCUUUAAAAAACUGAUUCAGUCUGGUAAAACCCAGUGACACUUCUUUUGAGUGCUGGAGCAAGUAUCUGGAGUUACUUUAUAUCUUUUUUUUAAAAUGGAUACCAAGACAUGUAGCUACUUGAUUUAAAUUCAGUAACGAGUAAAAUUAAGGACAUUUUUAAAAUGUUUUGUUUCAUUCUACUAACACCGAAGCAAGCAAGAAAAGUGGGGAAGGAUAAUCCUUUGGUGAAUGGAAGUUUUGAUUUGGUAGAAUUCAUUUUCCCUUCACCAUCUUAGAGCCACCUCCUGUGUUGUUCAGUAGGGCAUUCUAACCAUCCAGAGCAAAUUUCCAAAUUUCUUGCAUGGGAGAUUGGCAAUCAAUGAAAACUGUUUUCCUUUCUUUUAGUGCAGGGACUGGGAAUCAUGUAUCCUCCAGAUGAUGCUGGACUGCUCAUCCCAACAGUCCUAGCCAAAACAGCUUUGGUAAAGAAUUCUUGGAGCUACAGUCAAACAAUUUAUGGGGAGCCAGACUUCCAUCCCUGAAUAAGCAGGUGCCAGUGGCCCCCUUUCUAUGGCCAGAGCUGUGCUCACAGGAUCAUAAGACCUAUGUUGGUGUAUAAAUGCACUCCUUCUCAUGUGCUGAAGAAUUUUUUUAAAUCCAAGAUUGUGUUGGCCAAAAACAAUAGUGGAGUAUUUUGCAA